GUUGCGGUUUUGUGAAUGAAUGAAUCGCAGAGUAGAAUGCAGCAUGCUUCCAUUCCUGACGAACGUGUUUUGUUGUGAGGGCGCCCCGCUCACCAGGUUCACCAUGCCUAGAGUGGUACCCGAUCAGAGAGAGAAGUUUGAUAACGACGAGUUAUUUAGGAAACUCAGUAGAGAGUCUGAAAUUCGGUACACAGGAUACAGAGACAGACCCUUGGAGGAAAGGCAGUUGAGAUUUCAAACCGAAGUACGAGAGGGCCACGCCGACAUUGCAUUUGUUGGUCCUGGUUCCAACCUAUCUCUGCAAUUCAUGUCCAAUGCCUGGAGUGACAAUCCAGAUGACCGAGUGCCAACCAGAGAAUUUGUGGAUUUUGACAGAGAACCGGGAAAGGUCCACCUCAAGUCCCAGUUGAUCAUGAAUGGAGUGUGUGUGAUAUGGAGGGGAUGGAUAGACCUUCAGCGCCUGGACGGAACAGGCUGCAUGGAAUUUGAUGAAGAAAGAGCACAAGUUGAAGACGCAACACUUAGAGAACAAAUCGCACAGUACAACAGUCGGUUACGAGAUUUUGAAGAAAGGCAGCAACAGUAUCGUGACUCUCAAGCCCGCCAGGCCGAGGCCGAAGCUGAGAGCACAGCUUUCUCAUUAGACCCUCAACCUGGACCCAGUGGCUCUUGAUCAAAACUCUCGCUUAGUGUUUGCGAUUCGUGCAAAGACUUAACAUGUGCAGGUCGACGUAACAAGGCAUGGAAUCUCAAACAAGCAUGUGGAAUGUCGUAAUCUCUCAAAAUUAUUGCCACAUCAACAGAAAUGUAAGGUCAUUCAUCAAUAUAGUGUUCACAUUUUGUCUUCUUUAUAAAUUUUUCGAUGAGCUGUCUUGGAGACUGUUAAAAGAUUUGGAGGACUUUAAAACCUGGCAGGAUUUGAUACUGGAUAUUUUUUCAGUGUUGAAGACAUUUUCUGGGACUAUUGGUAUGUUAAGGAACGUUUUUUUGUGGGAGAGAUUUCAAAUUAAGCAGGAAACAACUACAGUAUGUGCACAUCAAAUGGAAAGAAGUUACGCCUCAAAAUGGAGAAAAUCUUCAGCAAGUGGAACAAGAAGAAAAAUAAAAUGGAUCUGGAAAACAGUAGUGAAGUAAGAAUUGGGGAGUCCUUCUAGGAGUGAAGUCACAUGUAAUGUGAUGCACUGUGUGACUUUUUUUUUCAUUUUUUAGCACCUGCUAGUUUGAGAUAAGUAGCCAAAGAGUGUGAAAAACUAGUCUCCUGCGUACUGAAUGUACUUUUUUCAAGAUUAUAAUGUCUUCAUCUGACAUGUUAUAUAUGAUAUUAUUAUAUGUUAUAUAAAACUACAUUGGUCUUAUAUAUAUCUAAAGUACAUUAUUUAUUUUUAUAUGAAGUGAAAACAUGAGAUACUGUAUUAUUGACAGGGCUCAUUCAAAUCAGGUUUAUUUUUUCAAGACAGUCUUUUAGCAGAUUCGUGUUUUUAAUAAUAUCUUGUUAAAAGCUAAAUUAUGUAACUUUUUAUGUAACACUCUGUGCCUAAUUAAAUGUGGAGUAAAUCAAUUAUUUUGGCAUUAUGUAUACUGCAAUUUAAUUUUAAGGCUGCCAAGUUUAAACAUUACAACUUAAGUCCUCUUCACAUCAUGUGUUAUACUUAUCUGUAGGGAAACACUCAGCAGGAUUCACAACAAAAAAUACUUUUACGUAAAAAAAAAUCACCUUAAAACAGAGCCAUAUACUCAAUACUGACAGUUAACCUAUUAAUUUUAACUGAUGGGUCCAAAAAGUUGAAAGCAUUAUUGUAAAUUGGAGCAGAACUCCUCAGAGGGUAAUAACUAUAUAUAAGGACCAUUCCAGGUGUUACAACAUAGAUAAAUGUAACACAUGAUGUGUAAGCGACCAAAGUAUAUUUUUAAUAUUGCAUCAGGCUGUUGCAUCUUUUGUCUCGGUGGAUUUAUAAAAAAAACAGUGUUAAACUUCUGUUUUAAUUUUAUGUAGUGUUUUCAAGUUUUAAAUUUGCUAUUUAUAAAUAAAGCUAUAUUAUUGCAACAUGUUCAAAAGAGAAAUGUUGCAUAAUGCAUACCAUUGUAUUACAAUGGUUACAGAAUUACAAUAUCAAACAUCAACGAUUUAUAACAAUCUACAUUUUCACAUUAAUAUGAUACUUUUUCAACAACUUACAAUGACUUGUGACAUUAAAAAUACAAAUUUAAACCAUAUGCAACAACAUUAAUGCAAUAAAAACAUCACCAUCUCUAAAUGUCGCAUCAGUAUACAUUAAGAAGAAAGUACAUUAUACAAUAUAACAAUACUUUAACUAUACUUGACACAAGUUCAGUGUUAUGUCACCUAGAAACAAUGCACAAUGCCAUUUUACAAUAAACAUUUUACAACAUGACAUGUAAGUAACAAAUUCAUUACAACAUGCUAGGACACCUGCAGGACAUUACACCAAGCAAUAAUUAUUGAAAUUUGUCUCUUGGUUAUAUAAAGGUCUAAUUAUUGGUGUAUGACCGUCAAAACAAAUACGCAAUGUUUGAGUACGGCUAUAUUCUGAAUGGAAAUAUUUUUGACAGCUAAAAUCCCACAAAUGGUCCCUUGAAUUGACUUAUUUAAAAAUGUAUAGAUCAUAAAAGUUUUAUCUUCUUUGAAAUACUGUUGGAGAGGUAAAAGUGGUCUUGUUUGAAAUUUUUAGGCUGUCUUUCAAGCAUUGUUUUCUGGCAUGUUGACCAUGUCUGUUUUUUUUUUUCUUUGAGAUGCUGGUCAUUUGAAAACAAUAAGCUACAUUGUAGUAUGUUGCAUGUAUAUUCAAAAUGUUUAAAGCAAAAUUAUUUCUAUUGUUAUCUGUGUAUUUGUUGUUAAUUUUUUCUUUUUUGAUUGGUUAUCUAAUAAUACAUGUAUGUUUUAAAUUAUUUUUACUUUUUAUCUACUUUUUGAAUGGUCUCGUGGAUAAUCAAGGGUGUGACGAGACACAGUUAUGAACCUUUUAAAGUUAAGACCUAAAUCACAUCACAAGGUAUUUAAAUUGUUUCACCAGUGAGCUAAAAAAAAUGGGAAUCAGCUGAGAUAGCUUAAAACGAGACCCUCGACACUUUGAAACAUCAUACGAGACAAUAAUCUUGCAAGUAUCAAUUUUGCGAGUUGGGGUUAACUUUUUAGCAACAGGGGCCAAAUUCAUAAAUUUCUUCUUAGAGACACCAAAGUGUCACUCAUAAUGUGGCCGAUGUGUCCUGCAGAGCAACAGAUUUCUAAUUAAACAGAAAGUAAGAGAAAACAACCAGUAAAAUGCCCACAGAUAAAUUCUGUCAGCUUAGAUUCAGUGCUGCAUUGCAUUUACUGUUUUAUCAAUAUUUUUGACCCCAGUGCCCUCCACAUUACUGCAAAAUCUUGCUUGAUUUUACAUUAUGUCAUGAGACUCGAGGCUAUCUCAGAUAAUUUUCAUUGAAAAUUCAGCAAUAGGCUUAUUAGCAAUCUACUCAUAAUAGCUCUUCCUAACAGUAGCAAAUCCAGCAGAGCAAAGCCAAUAGCUCUAACUGGGCUGAGACUGUUAAAUCACUGGUAAAUGAAUUUGGUCAUCUUGUGAUGUCAUCAAUACCUGAACCAGUCUAGGUUGAUCUCUGUGUCUGAUUGCACCUUUUGGGUGAUUCUAGGGUAGACUACAUAUGGGAUCUCUGUCUCUCCUCAUAAAGCGAAGAGUUAUUCUCAUGGCUAUGAUUUUUUCUGUGGGUAAGAUUAUAGACAGUACUAUAUUCGAGAUAUCAGGGGUUGGUUUCACUAAAGUACCAGUAAGAAUGAAAAUUGGUGGUUACUUUGAUCCAUGAUACUUAAGUAAUAGUCUGCUGUAAUGAAACAUUGUAUCUUAUAGUAAAAAGAGAGAAAUGGUAAAUGCUAUAGACCAAUGAUCAUCUUUUUUAUAGUGGACCACUGGAUUAAUCCAGUAAGUUGAAAAGGGCCAAACUUCUUGGUCCUUAAGUAUGGAGAUUAUUAUAUAUUAUAAUAACUUUUGGCCAUAAGUUUGUAAAACCAGCCCCUGAUUGUAUAAAAUUUUGGUGGUUUUAUGGUCCACUUUAAUCAGCCCUGUAUACAAAUGCAAAAGUGAAAGUAUUUUUACAGUGGUGGUGCUAUAUGUUCUUAUUAUACAUUUAUAUAAUAUAAACAAAUUAAAGCUACAUUUCGGUCUCAUUAAGAGUACUAUAUUAUAUGAUAUUUGCUACACCCUUUGUUACGUUUGUAUGGUAAUUUAUAUUGUUAUGUUGAUAUUUUGAAAUUCAUUGAUUAAACUUUCUACAGGUUUUGUAAGCAAAUUUAGAGUAAGAAGACACCUUUGCUGUGCAAUGAUCUCAAAGUUGUCAGAUGGUUCAAGUACAAAUGGAGCAUGUAAAAACUUUAACAAGGACACUCUUUUGGAUUUAAUAUCAUAAUAGCCAACUGCACAGAAACAAUAUCACCUGAUUCAAGCAUUGAAGUGAAUUUUUAUUUAAUCCGUAAGAUAGACUAAAAGUAAUUAAAGUAAAUUUUCUAACUGAGGUUAAAGCACCUAAAUUGAUUCUUGUAAGAAGGCUCAUAUAAAAAAGCAUCAUGUUAUGAUUAAGCUCAGUCAGCCAUUAAAGUAGUCAGAAAUCUCUUGUAUGCAACAUAUGGUAAUAAGUACAGGACUAUGGAAAUAAUGUUAAUGAUACUGGUAGUGAACUAUUUCCAUAGUUUAAUUGUUUGUUGCUCCCACGGAUUGUUUGUUGUUACUGAAGUAUCCACAAGUACUGUUACACAGGGAGAGUCUCGAUAGUCGAAAGGUUCAUUGGUCUGAAGAUUCAUUGGUCCAAAAAAUGGUAACUUUUCAUCAGUUUUUUAAUCAAGGGUUCAUU
This is a messenger RNA of Lingula anatina, 4857 nucleotides long. Its product is annotated as core-binding factor subunit beta. Gene Ontology annotation, biological process: regulation of transcription by RNA polymerase II. Gene Ontology annotation, cellular component: core-binding factor complex; nucleus. Lineage: Eukaryota; Metazoa; Brachiopoda; Lingulata; Lingulida; Lingulidae. The record is from RefSeq and is a predicted model, not a curated record. Gene Ontology annotation, molecular function: sequence-specific DNA binding; transcription coactivator activity.